CACAUUGUUGCUCAGAUUUUAGAGAAGAUGAAUGAAUUUUGAGUAAUUGUCUCAGUUUUCAUUUUUACAAAAUAAACCAUUGGAUGACACUGGUCUUUGAGAUGGGUUGGGCGGGAAUGCUGCAGAUGGUGGGAAACGGAAGCAGCUGUGACUUUGUAGGUCAGGGGGCAGCUGGGGGUCUGUCAGUGAUCCUCACGCACUCACUCCAGCUGUUUCUGGGAAGUGGCCUAUUUCUGAACUUCUGUUGAAAAGAGUCAGUGUGAGAAAAUGACGAAAUAUUUAGGUUAUAAUAAUAGUGAGUGGACCCCCAAAUGAUACCAAAAGAGUACAAAAACAACGAGAACAACAGACUCUGUCAACACACAAGAUGGACCACAUCACCUUCAGAAGCCUUCCACUUGCAAGUGGCAUGUCUCCCCAGCUAACCCCCUGCACCUACAGCGAGGGCUUCAAGUUCUACCUCUUGCCAGCCAUCUAUGGUGCUGUCUUCCUCUUUGGCGCUCCUCUCAACGCCUCAGUCAUCCUGCACAUCUGGAGGUCAAGGCUGGCACUGACUAGGAGCUCCAUCUACAUGCUGAAUCUAGCGACUGCUGACCUUUUGUACACCUGUUCUCUGCCCCUGCUUGUCCUUUACCACAGCCGCCAUGACUACUGGCCGUUCGGCAAUGCUACCUGCAAGCUGGUCCGCUUCCAGUUCUACAGCAACCUGCACGGUAGCAUCUUCUUCCUCACUGUUGUCAGUGUUGAGCGCUGCUUGGGUGUGUGCUGGCCACUGGCUAGCUGGCGGCUGCGACACUGUGUUGGUGUGAGGGGAGCCUGGAUCGUGUCCCUGGCCAUUUGGGCAACAGUGCUGGCACUGUGCUUCCCAACCCUCAGCUUCGCCAGCACGGGGAUCCAACGCAACCGGACUGUUUGCUAUGACCUGAGUAAGCCAGGCCAAGCAGCACAGUACCUGCCAUAUGGUAUAGCACUCACCGCCCUGGGUUUCAUGGCACCUUUUAUGGUCAUCAUCACAUGCUACUGUCGUAUGGCCCAUGUCCUGUGCAGGAAUGGCUUCUCAGCCGGGUUAGGAAAGAGGAGGCAGGCUUUGCGCAUGAUUGCCGUGGUGGCAGCAGUGUUUGCUGUCAGCUUCCUACCUUUCCAUCUCACCAAGACAGCGUACCAGCUGGUGUACUCCAUGCCAGGAUUGGCCUGCAAGGUGCGCAACCUCUACGCCAUCAUUUAUAAGUCCACUCGGCCAUUUGCUAGCUUGAACAGCAUAAUAGACCCAUUCCUCUUCUUCUACACCCAAACAGCUGACAGGCGCACCAACAGAUUGACUCCACCAAAGCUUCUGAUCACCUCAGAGGUCAAAAUGAUGACCUGAGAGGUGGGCCAGAGGACCAGAUAUGUGUUUGGGAACAAUUUUUUUUUUUUUGUCGCACUUUGCGCUACAUCUCAGCACUACAGUAAGAUGCAGCUAUAGGAAUAUGAAGGAUACUAACAUACAACUGUCUUCUGUAACCUUUAAUGUGAUUUAAGAAAUACUCUGCAUUUAAAAUCACCUGGAUACUUAAAAACAAGCACUUUGUGGAAAGCAUAUUAAUAAAUGUAACAAAUCAAUGUAGAAAAUGUAUUUAAUGCAUAACUGAUUUUUUUUUCAAGUGAAUUCAAUCAUUAUUUCAUUUUACUGCUGAAUCAUGUGACCUAGACCUGUAUGAAUAAUGGAUGACUUCAUUAAAAAAAAUUCUCAUCUAUAAAUUGGAAUUUAUUAUUUUUAUAAUUUUUUUAAUGGGGUAGCCCAUUAAUGGCUCUAGCCUCAGAGCAGAUGAGAAAGUAGAACAUAUUGCAGCACAUAAUAGGGCAGCAUGGUGGCACAGUGAGUAGCGCUGCUGUCUCACAGCACCUGGGUGGUG
Scleropages formosus (Asian bonytongue) is the source of this 1895-nucleotide messenger RNA. RefSeq names its product P2Y purinoceptor 3-like. Gene Ontology annotation, cellular component: plasma membrane. Gene Ontology annotation, molecular function: G protein-coupled UTP receptor activity; G protein-coupled ADP receptor activity; G protein-coupled UDP receptor activity. The record is from RefSeq and is a predicted model, not a curated record. Bases 368 to 1366 code for a protein of 332 amino acids. The transcript has 2 exons. NCBI's taxonomy places the organism in Eukaryota, Metazoa, Chordata, Actinopteri, Osteoglossiformes, Osteoglossidae. Gene Ontology annotation, biological process: cellular response to pyrimidine ribonucleotide; G protein-coupled receptor signaling pathway.